CGCGGCUGAGUUAGUCACAUUUCAUGUGUGAAAAGUUGACAGUUUAUCAAAAGCUGAAAAAUGGCUCCUGUGUUUAAAACCGCUGGAUAUCUUGAGAAUCGGUUGUCUGCAGAUCGAGACCGCAAAGAUAGCCAAGGAUAUUCAGCCUCCGAUUCCGAAGACAACGAUAGCCAACGCGAAUAUGACCCCGUUGACCUUUCGGAAUCCAACCUGAAAAAGCGCCGCGGCAACCUUCCGAAGGAAGCCGUGAAAGUGUUACGCUGUUGGCUAUACGAACAUCGCUACAAUGCCUAUCCAUCCGAUGCGGAGAAAGCCGAACUAGCCAAACGGGCCAAUCUAACCGUCCUCCAAGUGUGCAACUGGUUUAUCAAUGCCAGACGCAGAAUACUACCGGAAAUGAUCACACAAGAAGGCUUUGAUCCACGUGAUUUCACCAUCAGUCGUAAGAACGGCCGCACACGUCGUCUUCUGCCGGAACUGCAGGCGCGGCUGAUGCACGAAAGUCGGAAACGGCUGCAGCUGUACAGUCAGUACGCACCGGUACACGCCCCUCUUCCCACGCAUCCCGUGCGCCCCACGCCCUUGCCGGGAUGGUAUUUUCCCACGUGGAACUCCAUGUAUUCCGCUGCAUCUCUGAGUGUCCCCUGGCAUCCGUUGAACAGUCUAACGUCAACAGCCGAUUUAUCCUAUCGACAGGCUAUUGCACACCAUUGAGUAUGCAGUUUUGUCUUACGAUUAAUAACCUCAUAAUGCACGUAUCGCACCUAUUCUCAUCUCAUUCUAUAUUCUUUUUGUUAUUGCGCUAAUCGUAUGAUACGGCAUCUUUUGAUGACAUCAGCUAUCAGGUACAAACGUUAACGCUCAGUAUAAGGCAUGUGGUAAUAUAAAGUUUUAAAUUUGAACUUAGCUGAAAAAUUGUUUGUACAUGUCGGAGUGCGAUACCCGUAUACAGCCGAAGCACCGCCUUGUAUAUAUUUGUAAUAAUAAAAAUGCAUUCAAAUC
Messenger RNA from Paramacrobiotus metropolitanus, 1002 nucleotides. RefSeq names its product homeobox protein TGIF1-like. Gene Ontology annotation, molecular function: RNA polymerase II cis-regulatory region sequence-specific DNA binding; DNA-binding transcription factor activity, RNA polymerase II-specific. The transcript has 2 exons. The coding region runs from base 61 to 714 and encodes 217 amino acids. The record is from RefSeq and is a predicted model, not a curated record. Lineage: Eukaryota; Metazoa; Tardigrada; Eutardigrada; Parachela; Macrobiotidae. Gene Ontology annotation, biological process: regulation of transcription by RNA polymerase II.